AUGGGGACUAGGUGGAGCAUGCUAACCACAGACUCCAGCAUGACCUCCCCCAGUAUUCCGUCCUGGCUGGACUCGCUGGGCCUCAAGCAGUACUCAGACCUCUUCAGGAACUACAAGGGAGUGGAGUCCCUGCUGGUCCUGUCUGAAGCAGACAUUAAGAACCUGGGAGUGAACAACGGCGGCCACCGGGCCAGUAUUGUGUCCAGCCUCUUCCUCAUCAAACACCAGAACAGGAGACGCUCCAGAGAUAUUUACAAGAUGCACUCAAGCACCCUCCCUAGGGCCCUGCCGACCAAUCAGAACUUCCUGCUGCCGUCACAUGACCUGAAGAUAAGGAGGGCAAAUGGCACCCUGCUGACACAGCGUAGGCAGGGUGGGAGUUUGAAAGAAAAGUAAGUUGGACUGUUUGCCAUGAUCUUACGACUUGUAACAGGUGUUGUGCACUCCUCUUUAAACAGUCAAUAAGGAAAGGAUACUUCUGGGUACCUCCAAAAUUCGUGAUUUAGUACUGCAAGCCUUGAAAAGUUGAA
This is a messenger RNA of Branchiostoma belcheri (Belcher's lancelet), 530 nucleotides long. RefSeq names its product ankyrin repeat and SAM domain-containing protein 1A-like. The coding region runs from base 1 to 396 and encodes 131 amino acids. Gene Ontology annotation, molecular function: protein binding. The record is from RefSeq and is a predicted model, not a curated record. NCBI's taxonomy places the organism in Eukaryota, Metazoa, Chordata, Leptocardii, Amphioxiformes, Branchiostomatidae. The transcript has 4 exons.